AAUAAGAAUAUGUUAUCUCAGAAUAUCAUCACGCCCGACUCGAACGGAUGGUCAGGCCAGCAGAUCCAGUCGCUCCUCAGUAGCGAAUCGACUCUCUAUCUCCCACAUCUUCUUCUCACGAUGCCGACCGACAUGAACAAGUUCCAGCUGGUGCAGACCGCCAAGUUCUCGGUGCUUCACCCCACCAAGGGUGCCAAGCCCAUGAAGCCCAUUGCGGCUGCCAAGCCCGCCAAGAAGGCGGCUCCGGCAAAGAAGGAGGCUCCCAAGAAGGCCGCCCCUGCCCCCAAGAAGGUCGAGGAGGAGGACGACGAUGACGACGACCUGUUCGGUGACGACGAUGACGAGGAGGAGGAUGAGGCUGCCAAGGCUCUGGCUGCUAAGCGCGCUGAGGCUGCCAAGGCCGCCAAGAAGGAGAAGAAGAAGCCCGUGGAGCGCUCGCAGGUCGUGAUUGAGGUCAAGCCGUGGGAGGCCGAGACGGACCUCGAGGAGCUGGCCGCCAAGAUCAAGGCUCUGCCCGUCGAGGGUCUGACCUGGGGUGAGGGACACAAGCUGGUGCCUGUGGCUUUCGGCAUCAAGAAGCUGCUGGUGCAGUGCGUCAUCAUCGAUGACCUCGUGCUGCUUGACGACAUCACGGACGCCAUUGAGGGUUUUGAGGACUACGUGCAGUCGGUGGAUGUUGCCUCCAUGAACAAGCUGUAAGCCUGCCCUGUAGUAGGAAUAACCGCUUCUAAAUGAAUGUGAUAUCCCUACCUUGUUGAGGAGCGACGCCCUUCGAAUGAAGCUCGCGACGAAAUGCACUCUAAUUUACAGUUGAUACUCUUCACUUUACCUUGAUUCCAUUCCUACACUGUUAGGCUCGCU
Messenger RNA from Phytophthora nicotianae INRA-310, 861 nucleotides. RefSeq lists its product as hypothetical. Gene Ontology annotation, molecular function: guanyl-nucleotide exchange factor activity; translation elongation factor activity. The record is from RefSeq and is a predicted model, not a curated record. Lineage: Eukaryota; Oomycota; Peronosporomycetes; Peronosporales; Peronosporaceae. The transcript has a single exon. Gene Ontology annotation, biological process: translational elongation. Gene Ontology annotation, cellular component: cytosol. The coding region runs from base 10 to 699 and encodes 229 amino acids.